AUGUCAGAGGUUUUCUCCAUUCGGUCUGCGCCAAGGCCUUCACCUUUUGAUCUUGGCAUUGACUACAAAGCGGCCAUCGACUGGUUCAAGGUCUGGACAACGCUCACCAACAUAAAAGCCCAUAUCAAGGAUCUGUGUGCAAUGGAACAUAAACCGUACCUCGACAUGCUAUACGAAGCUCGGGUCUACCGAAUGUCUGAGCGGCCUGAACCCCUGCAGAAGCUUCUUGACGAUGACUACACCAUAAACAAGAUCCUUGCAAUGUUACAAGAAGCUGCAGACGAGACCAAAGAUGCAUCGGCGGACCAGAUGACCUCGAUGACUUGGCAAGCUCGAUACGUUCUCGCCAAGCUGCAAACAACGCGUAUGCGCUAUGACCCAGACGCGUGUAAUGCCGGACUCCCACUCUUAGCGGAUGUCGACUUCAACGGGCGCCUGGAUACUAUUUUGAACUGGAUGAAAGUCCAGCUUGUAAAGGUGCUAACGGAGCUCGAUACUCUGCUCCCAGGCAUGCGUUAUGAAGAGGUCUAUACCCUAGAAGGACCAGACCACGACAUCGCGACCGUCGGCACUCUUCUUCCUGACUCAAAGCUACAAGCCCGUCAGGCCGAAAUGCACCAAACCGACGUGCUUGCCGAGAACUGGGAGCGAGACCACCGCAUUCGAUGUGUCCUAUGCCUCGAGGCCUACACCACGUGCGACCCAGCGUUCCAGCUAACAUGCAACCACAUCGUCGGUCAGACAUGCAUGUCUGCAUGGCUCAACUCUACAAAUGGCCAGGCUACCUCGUGCCCUCACUGCAAGCAAGUCCUCUGUCCGCCGCGUACACGCACGAUGAUCUCCCCCACUGACGAGCAGAUCGCUCGUGCCAACACGCUUCGUAUACAUCGCGACAAGGUAGGCAAGAUUGCAGCAAUCGCGCUUCGAGUAGUGCUCAAGGCGUACGGGCUGGUACAGGCACAGAUGGUUGCGGAGCACGUUGUGAGUGUGAUUAACGCCGAACUCGUUUGCAACGGUGUGCAGUUUCGUCUGCUCAGCCAGUAUGUCGAAGACUUAGACAAGCUCGUUAUUGGCAUUCGACGGUGGUGA
This is a messenger RNA of Ascochyta rabiei, 1089 nucleotides long. RefSeq names its product RING-type E3 ubiquitin transferase. The transcript has a single exon. NCBI's taxonomy places the organism in Eukaryota, Fungi, Ascomycota, Dothideomycetes, Pleosporales, Didymellaceae. Bases 1 to 1089 code for a protein of 362 amino acids. The record is from RefSeq and is a predicted model, not a curated record.